AUGGCAAAAAAUACCGUGAUUGUGAGCCGUAGGGAUGCCAAGCGAAAAGUCAAGAGAUCGAAGGAUGAGAUGGUUUUCCCCAAACCCUCGGGUGACAUAAGUUCGAGAGAUCCCCGACAGCGGAACCUUUCCCACAUUCUGGCCGGCCUCAAGCAUCUCAAGGCUCCAAUCGCAGGGCGCAAGGCCAUUGGCCUGGAUCUUGAGAUUGGUGGGCCUUCGAUGGAUAUGGCUACUGACUUGGGAUUUAGCAAUUCCUUGUUUCAAGUGGCCAACCUUCGUGCUGGUGGGGGGGCUCUCGCCGCACCAGUAUGUGGAUCUUGGGUGUUCCUGAGUCGUGGAAGUACUGGACGAACACGAACCAAUCCAAUGGGGGAUAGCAGUUGCCGCAGCACUCGGCUUGGCAAUUUGCUCACUGCAAGGACCCUAAUUUUGCUGUGGGUGCUGGCAGCAAAAGGCUGCUGGUGGAUUGUGGAACAACCAAGCAGCUCAUUGAUGGAGUUUCACGUUCUCUUUCAGAGAUUUCUGUCUUUGAUCCGAGUACGACGGCUGUCCAUAUGUAUGGCUGAUUAUGGUAGUCCUACCUUGAAACCAACUUACCUAUACAGCAGUCACCAUGCAAUUGACAUGCUGCCCGACUACCAGAGCACCCGGCGUCUGGUAGACAGGGAGAUGGUGCGCCGUUAUACAAACGGCGCAGGCGAAUCUCGCAUUUGUGGUGGGCGAGACUUGAAAUCAAGCCAAGCUUAUCCAAAAGGGUUUGGCGUUGCCUUGGCAAAGUGCCGGACGGCGGUCCAGAAGAAGCACCUGAAGCUGGCUCGACAGUUUCUCAGGGCAGCAAGGGCAUCGACCAAUAAGGUUGACACCCAAGCCAGUGUCAACAAAGCGUGGACGAAGGGCGCCCAACUUGAAAGUGUAAUUCAAUUUUUGUCUCACUAA
Messenger RNA from Cladocopium goreaui, 936 nucleotides. NCBI's taxonomy places the organism in Eukaryota, Dinophyceae, Suessiales, Symbiodiniaceae. The record is from the annotation of a GenBank genome assembly.